AUGGCCCGACCGCACCGUCGACCGACCGAACUGACCGGCGGCGGAUGCGCGCGGGGGCCUUUGCUUGGAGUUUUGGACAGCCUUGCGCUCUCUCGGCGACGCGACGCCGCCGCAACGUCACGGCCGCCUUCUCUUGUCUCCGACGACGCGGCCGACGGCGGCGGCGCACCGCCCGAUGCACGUUCCUGGGCGUCUCCGAAGACGACGCCGAUGGCGAAUACUCGCAACACCACGCACGGCGACGGCCGGCGAUGCCGCGCUUCCUCGAGACGUGAACGGAGCGGCCGCGCGCGCCGGACCGUCGGGACCGUCGGAGCACAGAGCCGGCGCAUGCGGAUCGAUGGCGCAACGCAACGACGACGGGCGUCAUGCACGCGAGCCCAUGGGGGGAUGGAGGAGGCCUGGCGUCGGGGCGUCCCGAGGAGAUGGGACGCUGGCGCAGGCUGA
This is a messenger RNA of Drechmeria coniospora, 447 nucleotides long. RefSeq lists its product as uncharacterized. The record is from RefSeq and is a predicted model, not a curated record. NCBI's taxonomy places the organism in Eukaryota, Fungi, Ascomycota, Sordariomycetes, Hypocreales, Ophiocordycipitaceae. The coding region runs from base 1 to 447 and encodes 148 amino acids. The transcript has a single exon.